This is a messenger RNA of Solea senegalensis (Senegalese sole), 1479 nucleotides long. RefSeq names its product E3 ubiquitin/ISG15 ligase TRIM25-like. Bases 27 to 1268 code for a protein of 413 amino acids. Gene Ontology annotation, molecular function: zinc ion binding. The transcript has a single exon. The record is from RefSeq and is a predicted model, not a curated record. NCBI's taxonomy places the organism in Eukaryota, Metazoa, Chordata, Actinopteri, Pleuronectiformes, Soleidae.
GACAGUCGUGGUGACAGAGCGGUGAAAUGGCAGGAGUUCAGUUGCAGAGAGAAACCUUGUCUUGUUCCAUCUGUUUGGAUCUUCUGAAGGAUCCGGUGACUCUUACCUGUGGACACAGCUUCUGUAUGAACUGUAUUAAAGACCACUUUGACACAGAGGAUGAGAAGAGGAUCUACAGCUGCCCUGAGUGUAGAAAGACCUUUAUGCCGAGGCCUGAACUGUUAAAAAACGUCAUGUUAGCAGAUUUAGUGGAGAAGCUGAAGAAGACUGGACUCCACGCUGCUCCUGCUGAUCACUGCUAUGCUGGAGCUGAAGAUGUGGCCUGUGAUGUCUGCACUGGCAGGAAACUGAAAGCUCUCAAGUCCUGUUUGGUUUGUUUGGCCUCUUACUGUGAGGAACAUCUCCAGCCUCAUCAUCAAGCACCUCCAUUAAAGAAGCACAAGCUGGUGGAGCCGUCCAAGAACCUCCAGGAGAACAUCUGUCCUCUUCACGAUGAGGUGAUGAAGAUGUUCUGUCGCACUGAUCAGCAGUGCAUCUGUUAUCUCUGCUCUGUGGACGAACAUAAAGACCACGACAUGGUCUCAGCUGCAGCAGAGAGGAAGCAGAAGCAGAGAGAGCUGGAUCUGAGUCGAGAAGAAGUCCAGCAGAGAGUCCAGGACAUAGUCAGAGACGUGAAGGUGCUUCAACAGGAGGAGGAGGCUCUCACUCUCUCUGCUGAUAAAGCUGUGAAGGACACAGACGAGAGCUUCACUGAGAUGAUGGGUCUCCUGCAGAGAAGAAGCUCUGACGUGAAGCAGCAGAUCAGAUCCAAGCAGGAAACCGAGGUGAGACGAGUCAAAGAUCUUCAGGAGAAACUUCAGCAGGAGCUCAAUGAGCUGAAGAAGAGAGAAGCUGAACUGAAGCAGCUCUCACUCACACAAGACCACAACCAGUUUCUCCUCAACUACCGCUCACUGUCAGCACUCAGUCCAUCGACACACUCGUCCACUGUCCACGUCCGUCCUCUGAGACACUUUGAGGAUGUGACAGCGGCUGUGGCAAAGGUCAGGGGUCAACUGCAGGACGUCCUGACCAAGACGUGGGCAAACGUCUUAGUGGCUGUGGCUCGAGUAGAUGUUUUACUGACAGAACCAAAACCAGAGACCAGAGCUGAAUUCAUACCGGAUCCAUACAUGCAUAACCUGCUGGUUCAUCAUAUGCAUGACUUUGAUGAUGAGGAGGAUGAGGAGUUUAUUUUCGCUUCUCCUACAGAAUCUCUGACACCAUGACUCUGCUCCACAGAGUCCAGACCACGUUCACUCAGCCUCUCUAUGCUGGAGUCUGGCUUUAUUCGCUUUUUCUUGGAGCCACAGCUGAGUUGUGUGAACUCAAAUAGACUUGAGUUCUUUCAGGAGCAGUGAGUUAAACUCUGUGUUUAAAUCUUUAACUUCUCUGCGACAACAAGAACAUCAAUAAAGUUUUCAGUUUAAAUUCCUCAAA